Sorghum bicolor (sorghum) is the source of this 1376-nucleotide messenger RNA. Its product is annotated as nascent polypeptide-associated complex subunit alpha, muscle-specific form-like. The transcript is spliced from 3 exons. The coding region runs from base 1 to 888 and encodes 295 amino acids. Lineage: Eukaryota; Viridiplantae; Streptophyta; Magnoliopsida; Poales; Poaceae. The record is from RefSeq and is a predicted model, not a curated record.
AUGCCGCCCCUGCACCCCAGCACCCAGCCGCCGCCGCCUGGCCCUGAAGGGGAGAACUGCGCCCAACCUCGACAGCCCGAGCCGUCGCUCUUCUCUUCUUCCUCCAAGCCGCCGUCACCAUCGCUCUUCUCCCUCACCUCUGCAGCAGCUCCGUCGUGCCCCAUCGCCUCGCGACCCCGGCGCCGUGCUCGUGCCCCAUCGCCCCGCGACGCCGUCGUCUGCACGCCGUGGCCGCGACACGCCUCGCCCUCGCCCCGACCACGCGCGUCGCGCCCUCGUCGCGAGCGCGGCACCUCAGAGCACGUCUUCGUCGACAACGCCAGCGCCGACGCCACCAGAGCCCGCCACGGCCGCGCCUCGUCCUCGGCCACGCCGACCGCUCCGCCCCCAGAGCUCGCGACGCCGCCUGGAGCUCUCCAUCGACCACCGCACCGCGAGCUCCUCCUCGUCACGACGCCGCCCGGUGCUCCAUCGAGCCACGCUGCGUCGGCCUCGCCCUCGCCGAGCGCGGGGACCCCGACCACCUCUGCUCCACCGGCGUUCACGACGCCAACGCCGAGCUGCACGCAACGCCGUCCACGGCCCCGUCCUCGCCUUCGAGCCGAGCACUGCGACAUCGACUCCACGUCGUCCUCGCCACCGGAGCCCCAACCUCGUCGCGACGCCGCGGUCGUGCCUCUGCUCCGAGCCACGACGCCGCGACCUCCUCUGGAACGAGUCCAGGGAGCCCCGGCCGAGCCGCGCGCGCACCUCGGCAUCAGCCGCGCCAACGGCGCCACCCUCGCACGGCGACCUCGACGCACCCUGUCCCUCGCCUUCACGCCCAGCGCCCCACCUUGCCGCGACGUCCUCCGCGCCAAGCCAUGGGACGUGAACGAGCAGUCGUGACGCCAAGCUCAGGGACCCUGCACCGUCCGUGAAGUCGUGCUCACCUCGCCGUGGUGAUCGCGAACACCCCCUCCACCAAGCUGAACGUGCAGCAGCGGCAGCACCACCCCACGCGAAGCUCUUCUCUGCCGCCGGGGAGCGGUGGCUUCGCUAUAUCAUUUUGCUAGAGUCGCGGUGUCUCUUGGAUCGUGCUGUCAUGCCCAACGUCGGCCUCCAGCAGCAAACCACAGUGGUCCAGGACAUGUUGCAGCUAGCCAAGUUCACCUGGGCGCUCUGCGACAAGCCUCGCCCAUCCUCGGCACCAGCAAGGUCGAACCUUGAACUAUGUCGACGCCCUUCGUGACGUCGACAAAACCCUUGUCCUUCUUUCUUAUACCUUUGUAUACCGGUGAUACUUGAUCAGUCAUCUCCGAUCUCGUUUAAUGCAUGAUCUGUCUCUAUUAUAUCUUUGCCUGUGCCGUGCCUUCGCGCCGGUCUACUCUAUCUCU